Eurypyga helias (sunbittern) is the source of this 643-nucleotide messenger RNA. RefSeq names its product phospholipase A2, membrane associated-like. Gene Ontology annotation, biological process: negative regulation of T cell proliferation; lipid catabolic process; arachidonate secretion. Lineage: Eukaryota; Metazoa; Chordata; Aves; Eurypygiformes; Eurypygidae. The record is from RefSeq and is a predicted model, not a curated record. Gene Ontology annotation, molecular function: phospholipid binding; calcium ion binding. The annotation marks the transcript as partial. The transcript has 6 exons.
AUGAAGGUCCUGCUGAUGCUGGCAGUGCUGUUUGCCUGGAGUGUGUUUACAGCCCAUGGGAAGCACCCACGGACAUUCGCGCCAGGACUGGAGGGAAGCACCGUAGGAAAUCUGACUGCCCACAGUUGCUACUCGAGAUGGGGUGGCAGUAGCACAUCGAAGGCUUCAGUGGACCGGUGCUGCCUGCUGCGUGCCUGCUGCUACGCCAGGCUGGCUGCGCGGCGCUGCCGCCUGGGACCCAUCCAGCCGCUCUCCGUGCCCCGGGCAGCGAUCCCCACCUGCAGAUCCGGGACCUGGUGCCAGCGAGGUGCCUGCCGAUGCGAGCGGGCAGCCCAGCUUUGCCGCAUACGCAGCCAGAGGCUGCUCCGGCCUCGCAGCAAAUGUCGGGGACGAGGGCUGGCUCCCGCUGACUGCAAUGUGGUUCAGUUCGGUUCCAUGAUUAAGCACAAGACUGGGAAAUCACCGCUCUCCUACAACGGCUACGGCUGCUACUGCGGCUUGGGGGGAUCCAAACAGCCGCUGGAUGCAACCGACUGCCCAGGGAAUGCUCCUGGGAGCCGAAACAGCAAUGCAAAAAUCAUUGCUCAUUCUGGACACUUCUUUAAAAGCGGUUUAGUAGCAGUAGGUGAUGGGAAUGGCGCAC